AUGGGACCUCCGUCUAAACCCGCAGAGAGACCUCUCAAGGAGUCAGAUUACGACGUGAGCGACUCCCUCGCAGGAACAGGUAUCAACAUUCGUGAGGAGGAGAGUAACUUGGCAGAGUAUUAUGCUGGAACAUAUGGACACGACGCAAAGACUGGUUUUCCAGUAAACGCUCCGGGAGAUCGAGGCUCAUUCUUUGGCUCUGGGCUUGCCAAUCAGACAGCCCAACCCGGAAAAGAUGUGAACCAAAAGGUGGCUGAAGCCGCUGCUGCUGAACGGGCCUGGAAUGAGUCUGCUGUCCGUCUCGCGACUCAGAGAGCGCAGGAACAGAACAAUCGUUUCCUGCAGUUUGCGACAGUUCAUUUUAAAGCAGACAAGAUUGCAAAGGAAUAUGGCUUAACCCUUAAUCUUGAUCAGAAGAAUCCUCAAGGACCGGUCAAGGCAAGAAACGUGAUGGACUACCCUCCGCCGAAGGUUACCGUUCAAACAAGCGUUGGUCCUGACGGUGCCAUGGUUGCAACGUACGGCUCAAUACUGCCCCCUGAAGCUUACCUGAUUGACCAGCUUGCGCUCUUGUCCUUGGCCGCGAAGCAACGCAUUCGUGAGCUUGUCGAGGAUGCUGACAAGAUUGCGACUACACGUCAACAGACCUCACACGGUGCUGUUCCAGCUGAAUGGGCUGAUGCUGCUGCUCCCUUGACCGGUAUUGACGCUGGCCUUGCAAGUGAAGCCAGCCCUCGAACAGGCGUGGAGAGUGCGGUCAGCCCCCGGACGAAUCCACUGAAACGCUCGUUUGAAGCCAGCCAGAGUCAGAAUUCAGCUACUGAGGCAAAGGCGACACAGAAUGCUGCCAACUACUUGGCCCAGGCCAUGAGAGAAAUUGGUAAAGCUGAUCGUGAUGCCGAGGAGGCACGUCUGCGCAAGCGUCAAAAACGCCAACAAGGGGAUGUGUCUACUGCGCCUUCACGCGCCGGAUCAGUUGCGCCCGCAACUCCUGGUUCUGUGGCGCCGGAGCCGGAGAAAGCACCAACCAAGAAAGAGCUCAAAAAGAAUGCCCAGGCUAAGCUCGCUGAUGCGUCGAAUGCUGCCAACGUCAACAGAACGACCAUGGCCUUCCUUGGCGGCAUGGGCAAGAAAAAGGGCAAGUCCUACAGCUGGAUGUCCGGAGGAGGCGCGAGCGGCGCGAGUACACCAUCCAAGAUUCAGACCCAGGGACUUCCUGGCACUCCUGGAGCUACUCCCAGUGCCAAGGCACCCGAAGACACCCGUUUGACUCAGGAGGGGAGACAUAAAUUGGGCACGUGGAGAGAGUACAGCGAGAAGGGUAAGAACGUCCAGCUGCGAGACUGGGUCGUUGUCCUUGAGCGAGAUGGGAGAGAGAAGGCUGCUCUACAGUUUGCCUAUGACAAAUUGGACGAGUCGGAGCCCAAAUAG
Molecule: messenger RNA, 1431 nt
Organism: Phaeoacremonium minimum UCRPA7
Lineage: Eukaryota; Fungi; Ascomycota; Sordariomycetes; Togniniales; Togniniaceae
Product: putative tpa inducible protein
Exons: 2
Coding region: 1-1431 (476 amino acids)
Source: RefSeq, a predicted model, not a curated record